This is a messenger RNA of Lodderomyces orthopsilosis Co 90-125, 2355 nucleotides long. RefSeq names its product Apl4p (gene APL4). The record is from RefSeq and is a predicted model, not a curated record. Gene Ontology annotation, cellular component: AP-1 adaptor complex; Golgi apparatus; membrane coat. Gene Ontology annotation, biological process: intracellular protein transport; receptor-mediated endocytosis; Golgi to vacuole transport. Bases 1 to 2355 code for a protein of 784 amino acids. Gene Ontology annotation, molecular function: clathrin-cargo adaptor activity. Lineage: Eukaryota; Fungi; Ascomycota; Pichiomycetes; Serinales; Debaryomycetaceae. The transcript has a single exon.
AUGGGCUCCUUAAGAUCAUUCAUAAAGACAGUUCGUAAAGCCAAGACGAUUGCUGAUGAACGUGCAGUAAUUCAAAAGGAAUCUGCCGCAAUUAGAACGUCCUUUAGAGAUGUUAGUCUUGACCAAACAACAAGGCGAAUUAAUAUAUCGAAGUUGUUGUACUUGUACAUCAUGGGAGAAAAGACCCAUUUUGGUCAAGUAGAGUGUCUUAAGCUACUUGCAUCGCCCCGGUUUGCUGAUAAACGAUUGGGUUAUCUAGCAUGCAUGUUGAUCUUGGACGAAAAUCAAGAAGUUUUAACAUUGUUGACAAAUUCAUUGGAUAAUGACAUGCAACAUCACAAUGCAUACAUUGUUGGAUUAGCACUUUGCUGUCUCGGAAAUAUCGCGUCUCCAGAAUUAGCUCGUGAUUUGUAUACAAACGUUGAAACCAUAAUCGACUCCAAAAAUAAUUUUUUGAGAAAGAAGGCGUGUCUUGUUGCAGCCAAAUUAGUAGAGAAGGAACCCGAUUUGUCGGAGUUUUUCUUGCCAAAAGCAUUGGAUUUGAUCAAUGAAAAAAAUUCAUCAGUGUUGUUGGGUACUUUGCGUUUGAUUGAAGCUUUGUAUUAUAUGUCGGAUGAGAAUAGACCAGAAUUAGCAAAGGCUAUUCCUAAAAUUGUUGGUCAUUUAAAACGAGUAACAACGAUGGGAUAUCAGCCAGAUUAUGACGUUAUGGGUACAACCGAUCCAUUUUUACAAGUUAGCUUAUUGUCGGCGAUAAGAACAUUGGCUAUUGAUUUACCAUUUUCAGAAGAGAUUAACGAUAUCUUGACUCAGGUUGUGUCAAAUUUGGACAGUGGUAAAAAUGCUGCCAAUGCCAUUUUGUAUGAAUGUGUCAAGACCAUUUUUGCUAUUAAAUCUGAUCAGUCGUUGAAGAUUUUGGGAGUCAAUAUUUUGGGUAAAUUCCUCGCAACAAAGGAUAAUAAUACUAGAUAUGUCGCUUUGGAUACGUUAUUGACCAUCGUGAAUAUCGAACCAUUGGCAGUUCAAAGACACAGAUCAACAAUUGUCAACUGUCUAACUGAUGGAGAUAUUUCCAUCAAAAGAAGAGCUUUGGAAUUAUCAUUUGGUAUAAUAAAUGAACAAAAUAUCAGAGUAUUGGCUAGAGAGAUUUUAACGUUUUUGGAGGAGUGUUCUGAUCAAGAGUUGAAAUCGUAUGUUACCUCACAAUUGACUAUUGCUGCCAACAAGUACUCGCCUAACGAUAAAUGGCAUUAUGAUACUUUGAUAAGGACGCUUAAAGCUGGAGGCAAUGCAUUGACACCCGAUAUCAUCUCCAAUAUACUUGCAUUAAUUUUACAAUGUAAUGACCAAGAAUUGAAAAAACAUGUUGUUCUAAAGUUGUUCUCCUCAUGUUUGGAGGAUGAAAACCAGUUUGGAUUGGCAUUGGUUACCACAUGGACUUUGGGUGAAUAUGGUGAUUUGAUAUUAGGUUCCCUGGUUGAGCUGGGUGGGAAUUCGGAACAAGUUACUGAGGGAAGAAUCGUUGACUUGUUUGACGAAUUGCUCGAUAAUUCAACAUACUCAACGCAAGAGCAUGUACAGUUAGUUGCUUAUGUAUUAACGUCAACUUUGAAGUUGUCGGUGAAGUUCAAAAAUGCACAAGUGAUUGAACGAUUAAGGCGAAUAAUCAACUCAAAAACAUAUGACUCAAAUUUGGAGAUUCAAAUUAGAGCAGUUGAAUAUCAAGAAAUUUUUGGCCAGGAUGCUGCUUUAAAACGUGGUUUACUUGCUAAAAUGCCUGCACCGCCUGUAAAGGAGCGUGAAUCAUUGAAGUUACACAAGACAAGUAAUAAAAAGAAUGAAGGUGGUACUGGUGCUGUCUCUGCUGGUAUUUCAUCAAACACCACUCAAGAUGAUUUAUUGUUGGAUUUGAUUGACACUGGUGAUGCACCAGGGACAGCCAAUAAUGAUAUACUAUCAGAUAUAUUUGGUGACAGCAAACCCAAGAGUCAAGUCGUCCCCGAUGCGGGAGACGUUGUUGCAUUUGAGAAUACAAAUGUAAAAGUAUCUUUUGUUCCAAAACGAUUUGUCACUGGUGAUGCCACAGUAGAGGCAAUAAUCACGUCCAAAACACCAACAAAGAUUGAUCAAUUUCAACUAUUAAUAGCUGUACCCAAGACUCAAAAAUUGAACAUCACAUCAACCUCUGGUGGUGACACUUUGAUCUACCAACAAAAUCAAAUACGCCAAGUGUUGAAAGUCUCGGGUCAACCAGGCGCUAAAUUGAAGCUCAGAAUCAAGCUCAAGUAUAGGCUUGACGAAGGUGGUCUAAUUGAAGACCAAUUUGAUUUUGCUGGAUUUAAAGAGACGUUAUAG